Messenger RNA from Betta splendens (Siamese fighting fish), 1266 nucleotides. RefSeq names its product transcription factor HES-7-like. Gene Ontology annotation, biological process: regulation of neurogenesis; regulation of transcription by RNA polymerase II; anterior/posterior pattern specification. The record is from RefSeq and is a predicted model, not a curated record. Lineage: Eukaryota; Metazoa; Chordata; Actinopteri; Anabantiformes; Osphronemidae. Gene Ontology annotation, cellular component: nucleus. The transcript has 4 exons. Gene Ontology annotation, molecular function: DNA-binding transcription factor activity, RNA polymerase II-specific; protein dimerization activity; RNA polymerase II cis-regulatory region sequence-specific DNA binding. The coding region runs from base 39 to 911 and encodes 290 amino acids.
GCUCCCGGUGUCCUGACGUCUGCCUCCAACACCGCAACAUGACGAAGAAGCUGCAGAAUCCAAGCUGUGCGGAUGAAGGGAAGACUCGGAAAAGGAUCCUGAAACCAGUUGUUGAGAAGAAGAGGAGAGAUCGAAUCAAUCAAAGUCUCGCCGAGCUGAGACACUUGCUGUUAGAUCACACCGCCGAUCCACGUCUGCAGAAUUCCAAACUAGAGAAAGCAGAGAUUUUGGACUUGACUGUGGAAUAUCUUCGGAAAUGGACAGAAGGGAAGAACUUCAUUAGUGGUUCUACUGAUGGUCCCACAGAGGCCCGGAACCUGCGCGGCCCAGAGCCCGGCGCUCGUGCCCUCUCCGCCGUGGAGAGCGCCGGCUUCCAGCGGUGCGUGGCCCGGCUGCACGGCUACAUACACAGAAUGAGCCCGGAGCAGAGGGCCGGCCUGAUGGAGGGCAUGAAGCGUCACGCGGGCGCCCGGCAGCCGGGACCAGAAUCGGGCCAGAACGUGGCAGACGACGCCGCGUCCCUGGGCUCCGUCUGCACAUCUGAGAGCGGACGAGAGGAGGCGCCUCCGCCGCUCCCGUCGCUCUCCCCGUUCCAGCCUCACUCCUGCUCCACACCCGGCCACGACUUUCUCUCCCCGCCUCCCUCCCCCUGGUUCUCACCUUCUUUCUCCACGUACGCCCUCUCCCCGACUUUCCCGUCAUUUGCCUCUCACUUCUCCCACCCCCCCUGCCUGUCGCCCCCGUCCUCCAACACCUCCUUCCUUCACGUCUCACCCACAGGUCCUCACACUGGGCCUUCUGCCUUUCACUUCCCUCCACUCACCACAGUGCGAUCCUCUCCUCACCUGACACAGAGGCUGGCGUCGCCGCCGAGCUCCGCCGCCAUGUGGAGACCUUGGAGCAGAGACUGACAGGUUUGGAGCAGCAGAACCAGAACCGCAGGACUUAACCACCUACAACUAACCUUCAUGCCAGGGAUGUACAGUGUAUAUAUGAGCAAAGCGAUCUUUAUUUUAUAUUUCUCUUGUGAAUAAAAUGUGUUCGAUCCUGUGAAAGUCUGUGUCUGUGUUUAUUGACUUCUUUAUUUUAAAUCAUACAAAUCAUGCAAAGAUAACCUAAACAGACAAACAAAUACAUUUAUUUACUCUACUCUACUCUACAUUACUAUUAAUUGUUAGAACUCAAUGUUUCUUUCAUAUUGUAGCCUGUGAUUGGAUUUUACCUGAGUAAGAGGAACAUGUCCAAUUUUGGAGGAUUUAACUGCUA